Messenger RNA from Hansenula anomala, 519 nucleotides. Its product is annotated as MARVEL domain-containing protein. Gene Ontology annotation, biological process: eisosome assembly; protein localization to plasma membrane. The record is from RefSeq and is a predicted model, not a curated record. Lineage: Eukaryota; Fungi; Ascomycota; Saccharomycetes; Phaffomycetales; Wickerhamomycetaceae. Bases 1 to 519 code for a protein of 172 amino acids. Gene Ontology annotation, cellular component: eisosome; plasma membrane. The transcript has a single exon.
AUGGCUCUUUCAAUUGCUGACAUCUCAUUAAGAGGUUUAAAUUUUGUCUUCCUUGUUAUUGUCCUUGGUUUAACCGGGUCUUUAAUUGCUGGUCAAAGCAGACACAACCCUCAAGUUAACUUUGCAUUAUUUGCUGCUGUUUUCGGUUUAGUUACCUCUUCAUUCUAUGGUAUCAUUGCAAACUUUGUUUCAUUCUUAGCAUGGCCAUUAGUUAUCUUUAUCAUAGAUUUCUUAAACUUUGUCUUCACUUUUGCAGGUGCCACUGCUUUAGCUGUUGCCAUUAGAACCCAUUCAUGUACCAACCAAAGUUAUUUGGAUGAUAACAAAGUUACUCAAGGUUCAACUGAUAGAUGCAGAAAAGCUCAAGCUGUUGUUGCCUUCUUGUACUUUUCAUUCUUUACCUUUUUAGCUUCAUUAGUUUUUUCAAGUUACAGCUUGUUGAGUGGUGGUGCUUUCGGUACAAGAGUUUCAAGAAGAAGCGCUCCAAAAACUGGUAUCCCAACCAUCUCAACUGUUUAA